AUGCACCGUGCUGCCUCCAACCAGCGCUCGGUCUCCUCCUCCUCGGGCUCCUUCCAGCCGCCGCCGCCGCCGCCGCCGCUGCCUCCGCACGCCGCCGACCGGCAGCCCCUCUUCCCGGGGGGCUCCAGCAGCGGCGGCAGCCGGCGGGGCUCGGGCUCGAGCGGGCCCGGCGGGGCGGGGGGAGGGCGGCGCUGGGGCUUCCAGGCGCUGUCCCUGGUGCUGCUGCUGGGGCAAGGAGCGCUGCUGGACCUCUACCUGAUCGCCGUCACCGACCUGUACUGGUGCAGCUGGAUCGCCACCGACCUGGUGCUGGCGGCCGGCUGGGGCAUCUUCUUCUGUCGCAACAGCCGGGCGCGCCGGCGGGAGCGGCCCCCGCCGCCCCCCGGGCCGCCGCCGCCGCACCCGCUGCUGCUGCACGGCCCCCCCGGCGGCCGCGGGGCCGGGGGUCGCGGGGCCGGGGUCCCCCCGCGCGGCGGCGACUUCGCCUACGCGCACCUCGCCUGGCUCAUCUACUCCAUCGCCUUCACGCCCAAGGCGGCGCUGAUCCUGGGCACCUCCAUCCUGGAGCUGAUCGAGCUGCGCCUGCCGCUGGGCACCACUGGCUUCCGCAUCACGCUGGCGCUGUCUGCGCCGCUGCUGUACUGCCUGCUGCGGGCCAUCGGCACCGAGGGAGCCGGGCAGCUGCUCCUGCCGCCGCAGCCGCCGCCACAGCACCGCGCCGCCGCCGCCUUCCUCGCCACCUGCCUCGACCUGCUCGACAGCUUCUCCUUGCUGGAGCUGGUGCUGCAGCCCGGCCGGCCGGCGCCGCUGCCCGCCCCGCUGCGCUACCUGCUCAUCGCCGUCUAUUUCCUCUGCCUGGCCUCGCCGGUGCUGUGGUUGUACGAGCUCAGUGCCGCUAGCCCGCCCGGCGCCGCCCGGCUCGCCCUGCACCUCCUGCUGCCCGCUGGGCUGCUGGACGCGCCGCUGCUGGCGCUGCGCUGCCUGCUGCUCCUGCGCUACCAGCAGCCGCUAUCUCUCUUCAUGCUGAAGAACCUCUUCUUCCUGACCUGUCGCGGUCUGGAGGCGCUGGAGACCUGCUGCCUCCUCCGCCCCGCCGCCGCCCCUCCGCCCGCCAAGUACGGCCCGGCCGCCGCCGCCCCCGCCGCCGCCCCGCUGGCCCACGGGCUCUCCGAUGUGGACGUGGGGCCCCACGGGUACGUGAACGCCUUGGCCGUCACCGCCCAGGGCUGAGCCCCUCUGGCCGCCCCCGGAGGAGCUCCCGCCGCCUCCGGGCCCGCUCCCGGCAGAGUCUCUGUCUCUGUGUUCUGCUCAGGUUCCCUCCGCCGUGGCCGAGCAGGGGAAGGGGACGUGGGCUUCCCUGUCAGACUCCCGCUCCCCUCCUCUCUUCCUCAUGGACACAUCCAGCAGCGGAAGCUCCGCACAAACCCGACUACCUGCAGGAGCCUACAGGUGAUACUGGUCACCAGAAAAUGCACCUGUCCUUUGUGACAAGACUUCUUCUAGUGCUUCUGCCUCUCCACUGUCUGGAGGGUCCCACCCUUCCACUCCGUCCCAGGACAUUGUGUUCCUUUGUAACCAUAAAGGUUUCGUUUUUCCUUUUCGUCCUAAACAAGGACCAGUGCAUUUUGUCUCCUCCUUUAAGAACUCCUGCUGACCACAAUAAUGAGAUGCAAGAGGGGCCUGACCAGCAGAUGUUGCCUCCAGAAGGACAGAAGGAAGCAUGCUUUGGUUUCCCUGGGUCUUGCAAAGCUGCUGCCUGUGUUUCCCAGGCCUUUUUGUACCAGCUAAGGAACCUCUGGAAGCACGCUGGCCUCUCGGUCACUUAAGCCCAUGAGCCACCUUCUCAUAGCCAAAAUGUCUACCUCUGUGCUUCAACCUUUUGCAUCUUACAUUGACUUCACAUGCUAAGAAACCAAUCCAGCAUGGACAUAAAACAGGGCUUAGGUCCUGUUUCAUAACCACCAAGACAUUUAUUUCUGGUGAGAACAGGGUUUACAGCAGCCUACUGCUGGCAUCCCCAGAUGCUGGGGCUCCCAUUUCUCUGUGAAUAUGCAUGUUUACGGGAUCAGCGUUUGUUUUCUUUUGCACAGAGCAUAGGGUCUUCCUUUACACAGCCAGAAAGGCUGAAAAAUUUUCUCUGGCCUCCUUCCAUGCCUGCUUGAGAGAGCAGAGAUGGGGCUAAGCCUGCAAAGUGCCAGAGGACACUGGCACUGCUCGGGAUGGGCUCCAUGCUCAGUGAACCUCACUUUUCAGCACAGAAAGAAAAGUGCUGCAGGAGCCUUUGAGGCAGAGGGGCUCUCGAGCUUUGGUGAAAGCCCAUGUAUCAGCACCCUGUUCUCUGUGUGCAUGUGGUUUAGGGUAGGUGGGGAAAAAUUGUUAGUAACCUCUCAUAGGAACACAGUUUUCUUUGGUUUUAAGCUCCAUGAAUGUUGGGUGGAGUUAAGGCCUGCUCUUCUGCCUGGCUGCAGCUGUUCCUUAAACCAGCCCCAUGGAAGCAGCACACAGGCCACGUUUGGAGGAAGGACUUUGCCCCUCCCAGGCUUAUAUUUUGUUAUCUGGGCAAGGCUGCAAUAAUUGUGACAAACAACAGUUUGCUGUUGCAAGGUUUCUUUCUUUUUUUUUUUUCUCCUUUUCUUUUCAAGCUGUCCUGAUGGGUAGGGGAAAUAAAGCACAACCAACUGCUCCCCAUGGCAGGACUGCAGGUGCAGCCCAGACUUCUUCUGCACACACAUUCAUUCUUUCCUUCAGGGCUUGGGCUUCAGAGCCUCUGUCCCAGCUUCCUUUUCACAGAGUGGGAUCAACUGCCUGCUCUGGUGGACUGCUACAACAAAAUGUUUACAGUCUGGUAACUUCCAGCUCCCGGAGGCAGAAGUGGGGCUGCCAUGGGGCUGUCCUCCCCCAGCUCUCGGUGGCUGAUGGGUUUUGAGGGGCUGGAAAAGCCCCUAGAAAAGAUGGGUCAAUUGUGCUGUUCUGUUCAGAUGUGCAGCUAGGAUGGGUGACUUGCUGCUCUCCUCACACUAAAUGGAGAGUUGGCAAAGCUAGGCUUAACUUUCCCACCAGUGCUUUAUUUUUAACCUGAGCCCUUACAUGGGCAGUUGUGUGAAUUUUGGCCAGUGGCCUUUCUCUUCGCUAACUUCUUCUUAUCUGGACAAUCUUGGUGCUGUGAGUGACUGUGAUUGUAAAACUUGGUACUGUGAACUUUUACUAUGUGAUGUGAAAUGUGUCGAGGGGAUGCUAAGUUCCUGGCCAAAGGAGGUGUAAUUACAGAUAUAUUAUGCUUGUA
Catharus ustulatus (Swainson's thrush) is the source of this 3283-nucleotide messenger RNA. RefSeq names its product transmembrane protein 121B-like. The transcript is spliced from 2 exons. Lineage: Eukaryota; Metazoa; Chordata; Aves; Passeriformes; Turdidae. The record is from RefSeq and is a predicted model, not a curated record. The coding region runs from base 1 to 1230 and encodes 409 amino acids.